This is a messenger RNA of Patella vulgata (common limpet), 4556 nucleotides long. RefSeq names its product WD repeat-containing protein on Y chromosome. The transcript has 23 exons. The record is from RefSeq and is a predicted model, not a curated record. Bases 135 to 3401 code for a protein of 1088 amino acids. Lineage: Eukaryota; Metazoa; Mollusca; Gastropoda; Patellidae. Gene Ontology annotation, molecular function: calcium ion binding; protein binding.
AGCAGUUAUUGUCGGGAGACACAGAACAUAACCAAGACAGCGCGUGGAUUAAGUGGGAAAAAAGACAGUUAAAUAUAACCAGGAUACUUUAAUUUAAACAGUACAAGGAUAUGUGUUAAAUAUCUCUGCGCAAAAUGCCUACCAAUCCAUCCAGUGCAGGUACUGCGAUCAGUAACAAAAUACGACCGAGUUCCGCUGCAGCAAAUUUACAGUCUCACCCCACCUACAACACACUUUUAUUUGACAAUAUUGGAUGUCCAUCGACGGCAGCAGUGCGCGGUACUGACCUUUCGUUGUUGUCUCCGAGACCUGCCACUCAAGCAAGUGGUCCAAGAAAAUCAUGGAAACUGCGGACAGCCAACGAUGCCUCCAAUCAUACAGAAGAACAUAUCCGGCAUCCUAGAAGACUCACCCUGGGCGCUGUUGAUGGAAUUGGCGAGAAGGAUUCCAUCGUUCGUCCAGGACUUAUUCAAGGAACUGUAGCAGAAAAAUUAAAAUUUAAGAUCGAAGAAAAGAUUAACAUUGAUACACUAGAAGAAUUAAAGAAAGCAUUUCUUACUGCUGAUGUUAAUCAAACAGGUUGUCUAGAAUUGGAUGAAUUUAAGCAAUUAUUAAAAUGCCAACUUCAUUUAUCUCAGACCAAGUUACAACAGAUAGAUGCCCUAUUUAUGAAGAUAGAUUGGUCAUCAGAAGGCGCUAUAACGUGGGAUGAGUUUUGUACAUACAUGCAGUUAGAAUAUGCAGAGAAAGAAGAUUCAUAUCUACGUGCCAAAGAAGUGGCCUUUCAGUUACCAGCAAAAAUUGAAAACCUGCCUCACAGAGAUCCAAUAUUACGCAUCACUGACACGCCUGAUGGUACAUUUAUAGCAUGUAGUCAGGAUGGUAUAGUAUCAUUUUGGUCAGCUAAUUGCGAAUUGAAAAGAACAAGAAGUGUAGUGAAUAAUGAACAGAAUAAUCGUCAAAAAUCAAAAUGGAUUACAGAUUUUUGCAUUAUGCCACAUUUUAAUAAGAUUAUUGUGGGAACUGGAGAUAGAGAGAUUCAAUUCUUUGAAUUGUCAUCAUUUGAGCCAUAUUGUCAAAUCAGCGGUUUAGAAACAGUACCUUUAAAUUUAGAUUACAGUUCUACAGGUUAUGAUGAAAGUUUAAUAUUAUAUGGUGACAGUCAAGGUUGUAUCAAUAUAUUAGUUAUCAAAUCUACUGGUGAAUGUCUCAGGACUUGGAAGAAAAUGCCGAAACACGAUGCUUUUAUAGCCAGUAUAAGUCUGGAUAGUGUUGCUAGCAGUCCUAAUGUUCGGUUUAUUCGAUGGCAGGUACAUGGUGACUGGGUACAACAGUUGAAAUAUUAUCAUGAUAUAGGUCAAGUGAUAUCCUGUUCCAAUCAUGCUAACACAGCUUUAGUUAUAGGAUGCACUAGUGGCAGUACCCAUGUUGAACAACAACUUAAAGAACUGAAGGAUGUUAAUGCACAGGAAAGAAAUAAACAAAAGGGUUUUUAUGCCUAUAAUACUACCAAAGGUCGACUAGAGGCCGAUCAAUCAGUAUUCAAGGUGUAUAAAGGUGUUAAAUGUUUUGACUUCUCCAAAGAAAAGAACAUCAUAGUAACUGGAGGAAUGGAUAGAAUUAUCAGAAUGUGGAAUCCCUAUGUAUUUGGUAAACCAACUGGUAUGCUAAGAGGACAUAAUGCUCCUAUAUUUUAUUUAUUUAUUGGUGAAGAAGAUAACCGUAUGUAUAGUAUAUCAACAGAUAAAUGUAUUAAAGUGUGGGAUAUACAAGAUCAGAAUUGUUUAGUAACAAUACGACCCAAAAGUCAUAAGAUUCGAGGAGAUCUUCAAGCUAUUCAUUAUUCACAUGUAUCAAAAGCCUUGUCGGUAGCAACUGAUCAAAUGGCUAUGUUAGCUUUACGUCUUAGUGCUGUAUUACAUGCUGAUAUUGUUAUUACACAUAAAGAACCAAUAACAUGUUGUAAAUAUAAUAGUAGUUUUAAACAAGUUGUCACAUGUUCAGAAGGAUCAGUUAUAAAAUUAUGGGAUUUGAAUACUGGAACAGCUAUAUUUGAAUAUGGUGAGGCACAUGGUGAUAAUGCUAUAACAUGUAUGACAUUUGAUAAUACAGGGAGAAGAUUAAUAACAGGGGGAAGAGAUGGAAGAUUGAAAGUCUGGAACUAUAAUAAUGGUCAUUGUCUUAAGGUGUUCCAGAAAGAAAGUGGUAAUGAAGAGAUCUGUGAUGUAACAUAUAUAGAGAUUAAUAGAAAUCGUUAUGUAAUAUCUGUUGGUUGGGAUAAAAGAGUUAAUAUUUAUUGUGAUAGUCAGUCAGAUAGUAAUAUACAUCAUGUACAACAUCCAUUACCAUACUGGUCUGAUGAUGUGAAAAAUGGACACAAGGAAGAUAUACUGUCUGUUGCACAGUGUACACCUAAUUUAUUAGCUACAGCUGGUUAUGAUGGUGAAGUUAUUGUAUGGAAUAUGGUAUCUGGUCAUAUAUUCUGUCAUUUAAUACCACCACCACCUAAACAUUAUACAGAUCAAUCCUUGGAUGGAGAUCUAAAUAUAAAUACAAUAGUAUUUUUACCAACCAGAGCAUAUGAAAAAGAAUCUGCCACUUUAGUUGCAAGUGGUCCUCGGGCCAACAUCCAUUUCUGGAAUGUUUUCCAAGGUGGAAAAUUAAUGGCCCAAUUCUCAGGGUCUAAAUUAAAUGGUGCCAUGGUGAGUACUAUGAUAGUCAAUCAAAGUAAUAGUAAGUUAUAUAGUGGAGAUAGUCUAGGUUUUAUCUACGUCUGGAAUAUCAAGAAUUACUGUUUAAUUGGUCUAGAAUCACAACCACCAGAAUUGUUAUAUUCGUGGAGAGGUCAUGUAGAAGGAGUUAAUGGUAUAGAUUUAGUAGAAGAACAGAAUGUAUUAUUAACUGCAUCAAGUGAUUGUACAGUUAGAUUGUGGACACUUGAAGGACAUUAUAUAGGGACAUUAGGUCAACCUGAUAGCUGGGAUUUGUAUAAUCCCUCUACAUUUCAGCAUCCUAUGGUACCAUAUGAUGUUCUUAUAGAUCCCAUUAGUUUACCAGCUCAUCCUAUACUAACAGCGAAAGAAACAACUCAUCAAAUUAUACAUGAAGACUCAGUAGCAGAUGUACAAGAAGAAGUGAAAGAAACAACACCCAUUAUAUAUGGUCGUCAACAAUUCUUUGUUUCCGAUGAAACAAUAGCAAGCCAAUUGAAAGAUAAAAUAUAUAAAAAGGGAACCGGGAAACGACUACGACAUGAAAUAAUGAAACCUGUAAAAAUAGAUAGAGGAGGACCAAGUGAAUACCAAAUGUUAAAAUGUUAUGAUUUAAAAGAUACUCCCCCAAUUAACCCACCAUCUUUAAAAGUGAAUAAAGAGAAUCCUUUUGCUUUUUACAUAGACUGAGAAAAUAUGAAUAAACCAAUGGAUAAAUAAUAAACCUGUUAUUGUUAUACUGUCUUUUGUUACACUAUGUAUAUAUAAAUAUAUAUAAACUAAAUUAAAGAAAGACCCCAAAGUACUAAUUUAACGGUUAGCGCGGUCUGUUCGUACUGAACACCUUCAGGCCAUUUUUAUCUGCAUUUCAUUAAAAUAUUUUAUAUGUAUGUAAGUUCUGUGUUAUCUAUGAUUCAUCAUACACUUUAUUGUAAGAUCAUGCAUUAGUUUAAUUGAGCUGGGGUUUACCCAAAACAUUUUUAAUAUUAAAGUAUGUUGAAAUUAGAAUAUGUUGAAUUGUAUAAUCAAUUGUAGCAAAAGGUCGUUAAUUUUGUGUGUCUGUAUUGAACAUGUGGGAGCCCCCAACCUAACACAAGUAACCAAAACUUAGGCUGUAUUAUUCCACACAUAUGAAUGUAACUACAUCAAAGUUAAUUUGAAUUCCAUCAAUGAUAAAUAACGGGGAGACUUUGAUGUGGAGAGUCAUAUAUCCGUGAAGGCCGUAAUUAACGUUAUGACAUAGUAAUUGAUCAGAUUCUAUUAUUGACGAAUGUCGAACACUGUCAGAAUGGCCGGCACGUCGAAUUACCCAACAACACCCAAUAACUUGAAAGCGCUGACUUUGGAAACACAAAAUAACAAUUUAGUUGAAGAUGCAUCUGCUUUGUGCCAAAAUCAGAGUUUCAUGCUCACUCCCGUGAAGGGAGAUAACUCGUCUAUGUGACUGCCAGUUGAUAAACAAAAAUAAACAACUACCAAAAGACAAUUGUUGCUUGAAACCUUCCUAAAAUUAUUAUAUAAUACCAUAUAUUGUUAUUAUUUUAUAUAUAUAAAUAACCUCUUUGUUAGUUUUGUUCAUUUAGUGCAAUAAUUACACAUACUUUUUAUAAUUUUUUUCUAAGUUACUAGCAUAACAGAACAUUAGGAAGGAAUCAUACUUUAAUUUAAUUCAAUUCAUUUCAAUAUUUGUUAGGAUGAAACGUUAAUAACUUUGUUGUCAUUUUACAAUUUUAUAUCUAUUUUCGGGUAUUGGUAUAACAAAUAAGUUGUAAUGUAUUAGGAACUAAUUACUAUCCUACAAUUUCAUGUUUCAUAAUUCUACAUUUCUGUUCUUUUUGUUCAAUU